This is a messenger RNA of Acromyrmex echinatior (Panamanian leafcutter ant), 1586 nucleotides long. RefSeq names its product SAGA-associated factor 29 (gene Sgf29). Gene Ontology annotation, cellular component: SAGA complex. The record is from RefSeq and is a predicted model, not a curated record. Lineage: Eukaryota; Metazoa; Arthropoda; Insecta; Hymenoptera; Formicidae.
UGACGCAGAUGCGCGUAAACGAUUGAACGUGUAGCAUCUCGAGACGCUUGGUGCCUCUCCUCACAGCUUACUGCUAGAAAGAUCUGCGUAGAAACUACCGGUGUCUUAAAACGUUUGAGUGAAACGUCAUUCUCCGGAGACUCGUCCAGCUUUCAUCCAGCCGGAUAUGAGACAAUUCCCGACCAGGGAAACAAUUAAUAGCAUAUUCCAUUAAGUUACUUAACACACGACCUCCUAAAAUUAUCGUAUCCUUCAUAAUGCCGUUCACGGCGGACGCGGCGGCGACUCAGAUACAGGAGCGCCUAAAGAACAUUUACAAUCUCGUGCACGAGAUUGAGAAUCAACGAGUCCGGUCCGAGCAUAACCUAAACAAUAUCAUGAAGACUCAUGAGAAGGUCACACCGGACGACAAAGUUUCUCCUUACUAUCAACAAAAAGAAGAGAUCUUGCGCAAAGCUCUUAGUAAGAUUAACGAGAUACGCACGAUACGAAAUGAACGACGCAUACAAGCACGCCAAGCCGGCAAUAAGGAGACUAUCAGACGCGGAGCACUGAUGAAGAUGCUGCUGAGCACCGCGCAGACCCUACCCCUCUAUGUGGGAAAGACACCGGGCGGUAAACCACCACCACUGUGCGGCGCGAUACCCGCCGAGCCUACUUACAUUGCGAAGAUGGGCGACAUGGUAGCCGCAUUAGUGAAAGGCAACGAAGAAGGAGAGAACUGGAUACUCGCGGAGGUCGUACAAUUUAUUGUCGCGACAAAUAAAUACGAGGUGGACGAUAUUGACGAGGAGCAAAAGGACCGCCACACGUUGUCACGGAGACGAGUGGUACCAUUGCCACUGAUGAGGGCCAAUCCUGAGACCGAUCCGCACGCCUUGUUCUCGAAAGGAUCCACAGUAAUGGCGCUCUACCCGCAAACUACUUGUUUUUACAAGGCGAUCGUGCAACGUCAACCAAGUACUGCCACGGAAGAGUACCUGAUCCUGUUCGAGGAUGCUGCUUACGAGACUGGUUAUUCACCUCCAUUGAGUAUAGCGCAGCGUUAUGUAAUUUCCAUCAAAGAGAGCAAAAAAAAUAAGAGUCAAUGUUAGUAAGCAAUAUUCAUCAUUUUUCUAAAUUUCUUUUAAAUUGUUUAUUAAAUGAAUUUCGUUAAAUUUUCUGAUCAAUUUGUUAAGUCUUCUAAUCAGUAGAAAAUUUUGAGGUAACCAUCUAUUUUUUAUAAUCAAUAGAAAAAAAAAGCACAAGCAACCAGCAGACAACGUACAACUGCGAUGACUAAGCCUCUUUAUGAUACAUAUAUUAAUAUGCAUGUAUAUAAUAUCUGUGACAUCGACUAAUCUCAAAUUUCAUUAUAUCAUAUUUGUGAACUCGAAUAAUCACAUAAAUUCUACUACGUCAUAUUUGUGAACUCGACUAAUCUCAUAAAUUCCAUUACAGCCUCCAAGAAGAAACAAUGUAUAUGAAAGAAAUUAUUCUAGAAAAGGUGCACUUGGUUCAUCUUUAGUUUCAACGUUAGUUUAUGUUAUUUUUUAUAUUUCACUUGUGAUAUUGUCAUAAGGUACAAUAAAUGACAAAUUUUUGUA